This is a messenger RNA of Cajanus cajan (pigeon pea), 1833 nucleotides long. The record is from RefSeq and is a predicted model, not a curated record. NCBI's taxonomy places the organism in Eukaryota, Viridiplantae, Streptophyta, Magnoliopsida, Fabales, Fabaceae.
CUUUAGAAAGAAAAGAAGAAAAGAUUGCAUAGAUUUAAUAGAGAGAUGGCCCCUCCUCUUUAUAGUGGCUUCAACGGCGAAAUCGAUGCUGAAAACCCAUCUUUUUUUCUUGAUCAAUGGGAAACGGUUCACCCUGCCCCUGUGUAUUAUCAUCACCAACCCAUUUCGGAGAACAUCACUGAUGAUUCUUCGACGUUGGUCCUACCCUCUUGCGAUGGAACCAUCAGGGAUAACAAAAGGGUGAAGAGAACCGUGGGCAUCCCCGUUUGGCUAGGAACUUUUAGCACUUCAAGCAGCAACAUAAACAACCCUAGUUUCCUCAACAGCAACACCAGUAAUAGGAAUAGGAAUAGCAUACCAAAGCUUCAUUUCAGAGAUCACAUACGGACUUACACUCAGAGAUAUCUGGCAGUAGAAGAGGCAGAAGAAGAAGCGAAAAGUUCAGAAAGUGGUGGAAGCUGUGAAGAAGAAGAUGGUUGUGCUGAUGGAGUGAGGCUGGUUCAGCUUCUAAUAGCUUGUGCCGAAGCAGUGGCUUGUCGUGACAAAUCACACGCAUCAAUAUUACUAUCCGAACUCAAAGCCAAUGCUUUAGUAUUCGGCUCCUCGUUCCAAAGAGUAGCAUCAUGUUUUGUCCAGGGCCUCACCGAGAGGCUUAAUCUGAUUCAACCAAUCGGGUCCGUGAGCCCGAUGCCCCCCAUGAUGAACAUCAUGGACGCAGCCUCGGAAGAAAUGGAGGAAGCAUUCAGGUUGGUUUACGAGCUGUGUCCGCACAUUCAGUUUGGACACUUUGUGGCUAAUUCCACAGUAUUGGAAGCCUUUGAGGGUGAGAGUUUCGUCCAUGUCGUGGACCUGGGCAUGAGCCUAGGUCUACGACAUGGGCACCAAUGGAGAGGACUAAUCCAGAGCCUCAGCAACCGCGCAAACGGCGAACCUGUUCGCCGCUUGCGGAUCACGGGAGUGGGGCUCUGCGAAAGGCUCCAAACCAUCGGUGAUGAACUCUCCGUUUAUGCAAACAACUUGGGCGUUAACUUGGAAUUCUCAUUAGUGAGAAAAAAUUUGGAAAAUUUGCAACCUGAAGACAUAGAAGUGAGGGGGGAAGAGGUGCUGGUGGUGAACAGCAUUCUGCAGCUGCAUUGCGUGGUGAAGGAAAGCCGCGGAGCUUUGAAUUCAGUGCUGCAAAUGGUUCACGGGCUUGGGCCGAAGGUGUUAGUGAUGGUGGAGCAGGACUCGAGUCACAAUGGUCCCUUUUUUCUUGGAAGGUUUAUGGAAUCGCUGCAUUACUACUCUGCUAUAUUCGACUCGUUGGAUGUUAUGUUUCCGAAGUAUGACACAAAGCGUGCGAAGAUGGAGCAGUUUUACUUUGGUGAGGAGAUAAAGAACAUUGUGAGCUGUGAGGGGCCGAUGAGGAUGGAGAGGCACGAGAGAGUGGACCAGUGGCGAAGGAGGAUGAGUAGGGCAGGGUUUCAGGCUGCGCCUGUUAAGAUGGUGGCUCAGGCAAAGCAAUGGCUUCUCAAGAACAAGGUUUGUGAAGGGUACACGGUCGUGGAAGAGAAAGGGUGUUUGGUUCUUGGGUGGAAAUCGAAGCCUAUUGUCGCGGUUUCUUGUUGGAAAUGCUGAGCUGAAUCUUAAAUUAAAGUUUGAUAUAUCAAUGUCAAUAAAUAACAGUUUCAUGCAUGCAUGAGAGGGAGCUGUUGUGUGCUUGAAUAAUAUGUUUUCGUACGCCCGGUGUGGAUUUGACCCAAAUGGUGUUGUUCAACGCACUAAAUAUUUGGGUGAGAAUAAUUUUUCUUUCAGAUGAAAUAAAUUUAUGACUUGUUGUUUUGUGUGCAUAUA